UUUCACAUGAUUCGUAUUAUAAUUUUUUUUUUUAAUUUUAAUUGUGCACUGGCUGAAUAUCUUGUGCGAGUGGAUCAGUUUAAUUUUGAGGUCGGGGAUCGAGAAUUAAUUCUCUCGCAGAGCGCCAGCAUUGAGCAGGACGGAAAUCGUAGCUAUCUCUCCGGGCAUUUGAUCGUGGCUAAGCCCAUCAAUGAGAUUUCGAUGCUCGCUUCGAUGGAUAUUUCACGGCAUAACUUGCCGCGAGUGCACCUCUUCGAUACGAAAAUGAAUCUGUGCUCCUUUUUAAAUAACGAAUAUAAAAGCAAAUUUGUGCAACAGUUUUACAACAGAUACGUCAACUUUAUUAAUGUUCGACCACGUUGUCCACUUCAAGCGAACGUCAAUUAUUCCCUACAACGCAGCUAUAUAGAUGAGCGCAUGCUGCCCGAAUUACUGCCAGAGUGCAGUUAUUUUUUUAAACUGGAAUUUCGAAAUAAGACCAAACACUUGGCCCAAGUCCAUAUUUCGGGCCAUAUAACUCCCGUUGCGAGCAAAUUGCCAACUCCAAAGUUUCGCGUAAAAUUUUAA
Messenger RNA from Drosophila montana, 567 nucleotides. RefSeq lists its product as uncharacterized. Lineage: Eukaryota; Metazoa; Arthropoda; Insecta; Diptera; Drosophilidae. The transcript has 3 exons. The record is from RefSeq and is a predicted model, not a curated record. The annotation marks the transcript as partial.